Molecule: messenger RNA, 372 nt
Organism: Fraxinus pennsylvanica
Lineage: Eukaryota; Viridiplantae; Streptophyta; Magnoliopsida; Lamiales; Oleaceae
Source: the annotation of a GenBank genome assembly
AUGCUUAUUUCUCUUUUCCAUGAGCUUCCAAACUCUUAUUUUGUAGCAGGAAUCUCUGCAGCAUCAGUAGCAACAACUGAUGCAAGUUGUCAGUCUGCAUCGACCACCUAUCGGCAUACUCUCAAAGAUGUUAACAAUCUUGAGACUUCCUCAGAAUUCCUAUCGAAGGCCACAAGUACUACCGUCUAUUGGGUCCAGAUGCCUGGGAUGAAGCCUGGUCCGAAUUCAGUUGGAAUCUUUGCCAUUUCUCAAAGUUGCGGUGGAGUGGGAGCUCGAGUCUGUAGUCUUGUUAGUUUAGAACCUGCAAAUGUUUUGUGCUGUGAAAUUCACCUGUUAGCUGAAAAAGUAAACUUUAAUGUUUUCAGAACAUAA